Gaeumannomyces tritici R3-111a-1 is the source of this 3457-nucleotide messenger RNA. RefSeq names its product RING finger and CHY zinc finger domain-containing protein. Gene Ontology annotation, biological process: ubiquitin-dependent protein catabolic process; protein ubiquitination. Gene Ontology annotation, cellular component: nucleus. Lineage: Eukaryota; Fungi; Ascomycota; Sordariomycetes; Magnaporthales; Magnaporthaceae. The coding region runs from base 480 to 2888 and encodes 802 amino acids. The record is from RefSeq and is a predicted model, not a curated record. Gene Ontology annotation, molecular function: zinc ion binding; ubiquitin protein ligase activity. The transcript is spliced from 2 exons.
CGGACACGCACGCACAUGGUGUUGCGAGGUUGGAGAGUGCCUCGAGCUGGUCGAUAGACCGACUGGCCCGUCCCUUUGGGUGCCCGCCUUUCCCUAGCCUUUAUCCUGCCUUUGACCUCAAUCCGUUCUUGGCCUGACUUCACAUGCUGAAUCGGCCAACCCCAAGACAUCGUGCUCCAUAGCUGCUGCUUGUGUUCUACCCCCGUGACAGCAAGGGGUGCAACAAACCUUCAUCCUUUUUCUUUUUUAAGUCUUAGCCUCGCCGUCUUUUCUCCGCAUUUUGUUAAGUUUUCGAACAUCAUCAUAAUUCCCGACUGCAUCACCUGGCCUGCAUACUUUUCUUUUGCUUCGGUAUUUCUUAAACUCGACUGUCCCCACCACCUCGCCCUUAUUGCCAACGCACUGUCGCCAAUUUCUCCCCCAUCGUCGAGCAGCAGCACCGCCGAUCCGACCGCCCCACGCCGAGGCGGACCUCCUCCAUGUCUGCCCUGAUCCCCAACCUGGUGCCUAGCUUCAUCGCCGAACCCGUGCUCCGACAGGCCCGUCGAUUCUCCCGCGGAAGCUUUGCCGGCCCCGCUGCCCCGGCUCCCGGCGCAUCGUCUUCGCUGUUGGCGCAGCAGGAAGACGGAGAUCAACAGGGCAGCAGUGGCAGCAGUGGUGGUGGUGUUGCCGCCGCUGGCCGACGCCAGCUGUUGGAGGGCCACCCCGAGGAUGCUGCAGUCGACAGCAGCCUAGGCCUGCGCUCCGGUCCACACCUUUCAUCAUCCCCUAAUCGACCGCUUCCGGAUCGCUUGGCGACCGGUCCGCCACACCAGACACCACCUUCCGCUGCGCCAGUGCAGGGCUCUGGAGAAUCGCCAGCUGAGGAAGCGCCUUCCAGUCAACAUCACCCUACCGAACCGACCGACCGGGCCGGUCUCGCCAGAAGCAGUGACACGGUUGCCCCAACCACAGAAACCACAGCAGACCCUUUAGGAAUGGCUGCGGCGGAGCGAGAUGCGACAGAAACACCGGUCGAUGGCACGAUAUCGGCGACACCACGAGAAUACAUGCGGCCAGAGGCGCUGCCCGAGGACGACGGCAUGGGCCCCUUGAGACGGCGGAUCCUGGAGAUACAUUCGCGCCCUAUACCUGCCGCUGAAAAGGCGCAGCUGCUGCACAUCAUGUUCACAGAGGGGUACGAGCGAUCACGGCUGGAAAUCCUGGAGCAAAAGCAGAAGAAGCGCGUAUCUUCGCACUCGUCGCACUCGGCCAACUCGGAGGGCGGCGGCAGUGGUGUGCUGUACGAGCAAGCGGCGGCACAGGGCCCGCUUGAGUCGCUCAAGUUCUGGCAGCUGUCGCUGGGCGAGUCGUCGACGCCGCCGCGCUUCUUGCUGACCGAGGAUGACCUCAAACCGACCUAUGCGCCAGCAAAACGGCGGUUCCGGGGCCGGUAUGGGACAGGCAGCGGGGUAUUCUCGCUCUCGGAAGAACUCGUCGGCGGCAGUGGCGGGCCGCAGCAGCAGCAGGAGCCGCAGCACAUGGGCUGCGAGCACUACCGGCGGAACGUCAAGCUGCAGUGCAACACGUGCCAGAAGUGGUACACGUGCCGGCUCUGCCACGACGAGGCCGAGGACCAUGUGCUCCCGCGCAAGGAGACCAAGAACAUGCUGUGCAUGCGCUGCGGCUAUGCGCAGAAGGCGGGCGACGAGUGCGUCAGGUGCGGGAGGCUGGCCGCCCGCUAUUAUUGCGGCACAUGCAAGCUCUGGAACGACGACCCCGACGCGAGCACGUACCACUGCGACGGGUGUGGAAUCUGCAGGGUCGGCGCGGGACUGGGGAAGGAUUUCUUCCACUGCAAGAGCUGUGGAAUUUGCAUCGCGAUCGAAACCAAGGACUCGCAUCGAUGCCGUGAGGGUGCCAUGGACUGCAACUGCCCCAUCUGUGGCGAGUACAUGUUCACGUCUACGAAACGCAUGAUACACAUGAACCCUUGCCGGCACCUGAUUCACAAGCGGUGCUACGAACAGCACAUGCUCACGUCGUACAAGUGCCCCAUCUGCAGCAAGAGCACGCGCAACAUGGAGUCCCUCUUCCGCAAGUGGGACCAAAACAUUGCAGAGCAGCCCAUGCCGCCAGAGUGGGCGUCGGCCCGCGCCAUCAUCUACUGCAACGACUGCGAGGCCAAGAGCCAGACGCUAUACCACUGGGUCGGUCUCAAGUGCAGCAUCUGCAAGGGCUAUAACACGCGGGAAGUGCAGAUCCUCAACGCACCCGGGGCUAUCCCGCCGACGACUGCCGCCGCGUCCCCGACAGGAGCGGAUGAUGCUACGGCUGGGGCGCCACCUCCUGCCGCUGGUGUGGAAGCGGCCGGCCCUGGCGCGGCAGCACCAUCAACUCUAAUGCCAGCGGCGACAGCGGCAUUGGCAGCACCAACAGCAGCAGCUGGAGGAUCAGCACCGCCGGAUACGGCGCAUCGCUCCUCAGCCUCCUCGGGGCCUCGAGACAUCGCACAGCCCCGGAGGACCGUGAGCAAUAUACCCGUGGCGUCGGUCGGAGGCAUGCGGACGAUGCUCCCAGUGCAGCCGCCGGAACGAUAUGCGCGGUCGCUGUCGCCCACGCCAGUCUUCCCAGACAUCGAGGCCGACCCCGAUGGCCCCAUGAUGGACGACGAUGAGGACGACGGGCGUAGCAACGACAUGAUCGACUUUGACUUUUGGAGUCGCGUGGGCCUGGGCAGACUCGGCGGCUCCGACAGGCGCCCAUUCGGGGAGCCGGAAGUGAGCGGUGACGAUGUCGAUGACGAGGACGAGUCUGAAGAUGAUGACGACGAAAGCUCCGAGGAAGGUGACGCUCGGGAAGAGGAGGAAGAUGACGAUAAUGAGAUCACGCUUUUUGGCCAUCGGUAGGCUGCCCAAUGGCUAUUUGGAUGGGGGCGGAUUGGAUCCUGGAAUUUUCUGCUCUCACGGUACUGUAUGUCCUGGGGCUGUCUCUCACACUGGAUUUGGGUGGCCGUCUGGAGUACUCCCUGCCUUUACUUUGUCCUGUUUCUCCUUUUGUCGCAGCAACGCAGGCCUGGAUUUGCUAGCUUUUGCAUGGGGCGAUUAUGAGGAAUCACGGAGACACGUCUUGCGGCUACAGAUGUUUAACAGUUGGGCAAGCCGGUUUGUGGUACGGGGGUGUACUGACUCUCCUGCCGUUAUAUGGUUGCUUUCCAUUCUUUGGUCUUGCCUUGGCCUUGCUUUGGUCUUGUUGGGGGCUUCGUGCAACUUCACGUCUAGUGGGCGACCGGGGUUGGUUAAUAGUGAGGAGUUUGUAGGGUGGGCAGGCUGGUGAGUAAACAUAGUUGUAAAACAAGAGCCAAAGGAAAUGAAUAUCGCACUGGUAGUCUUUCGACUUAUGGUUUGUGUGGUUAUACAUGCAUUAUCAAGCAUAUCUAUCUGUAUUAUGGUCCUUUGAAGACAGCUUGGCAUCGAAG